This is a messenger RNA of Mobula hypostoma (lesser devil ray), 857 nucleotides long. It is a transcript of the gene mrps34, whose product is annotated as mitochondrial ribosomal protein S34. NCBI's taxonomy places the organism in Eukaryota, Metazoa, Chordata, Chondrichthyes, Myliobatiformes, Myliobatidae. Gene Ontology annotation, biological process: mitochondrial translation. Bases 130 to 783 code for a protein of 217 amino acids. The transcript has 3 exons. The record is from RefSeq and is a predicted model, not a curated record. Gene Ontology annotation, cellular component: mitochondrial small ribosomal subunit; mitochondrion. Gene Ontology annotation, molecular function: structural constituent of ribosome.
GAACUAUUCUACAGAAGGUGUUGGGGUGGGGGGACAGGUUUAAGUGUUACAAGAGGCGACCGGUGUUCUCUUUUUCAGAGUCCGGGUGCUGGCGGAUUUGGCGAAAGCUGCCAGCCACAUCGCCGAGCCAUGGCCCGUAAGAAGAAGGUCCGCGCCAUCGCUGCUAUGGCCCGCAAAGUGCGUGAGUACUGGGCGCUCAAGUCGCAGCCGCGGGACUGUGAGCGCUACGCCCUGGACUACGAGAACAUGAGGCGGCCGUACAGCGGCAAGAAGCUGCCGGUGCUAGCGCACCGUGACAUCCGCACCGAGAGCCGCCUCUUCCAGAUCCUCAAUCGCCUGCCCCUCUUCGGCAUCGGCCGCCUCGUCACGAAGAAGUCCUGGCUCCAUGCUUACGACGAGCCCUGCUACUGGGUCAUCAACAAGGUCAAGGUGGAUUACACCGCUCAGGAUAUGGACCAUGGAAAAGCAUGGGGAGUGUUAACAUUCAGAGGGAAGACUGAGGACACCGUUAAAGAAAUGGACAAAGUCAUGUACCAUGAUUGGCGUUUGAUACCGAAACACGAGGAAGAAGCUUUCAAGAGCUUCACCCCAACUCCCGAGGUGACUAUCCGCUAUGUCCCUUAUCCUCCUUUGCUCCGUGCCAUGAUAUUGGCUCAGAGAGAGAAAAUGGAGGAACCUACAGGAGAGGAGCCCAUGAUUGACCUGCAGAGAAUUCGACACUUUCCAAAGGACUAUUUUAAAAAUUUGGACUUGAAGAAACAACCUGAGGGUACCCCAGUGUAAUAAAACUAUAUCACUCUGAGAUAUUCAUGGACUAAAAUGCCUUUUUUUUUUAUUGCUAAUGGACAUGCUAGUCA